Messenger RNA from Trifolium pratense (red clover), 1406 nucleotides. Its product is annotated as GATA transcription factor 12-like. Gene Ontology annotation, cellular component: nucleus. NCBI's taxonomy places the organism in Eukaryota, Viridiplantae, Streptophyta, Magnoliopsida, Fabales, Fabaceae. The coding region runs from base 261 to 1235 and encodes 324 amino acids. The record is from RefSeq and is a predicted model, not a curated record. Gene Ontology annotation, biological process: positive regulation of DNA-templated transcription. Gene Ontology annotation, molecular function: zinc ion binding; sequence-specific DNA binding. The transcript is spliced from 2 exons.
AUAGGAUAGGAGACUUUAAUUUGUUUCAUGACUUAUUACCUUAGCCAAAAAAAGAGAUAAAAAGAAGUCCAAUACAUAGGUGUUUGAUUGUCCCUUUUAAACGCAAAUAAACCCUCUUAUGCUUUUCUCUCUCACAACUCCAAACCACAAACUUUUUCACACUUUCUUUCUCCAACUUCUUCUUCCUAUACUUUCUCACUUCAUUUUUUUUUUUUUGCUUCAACUUCCCAAAACUCACAACACAUACCUGCAAUUUACCUAUGGAAGCUCAAGAGUUUUUCCAUACCAACUUUUCCUCAGACAAUAAUGCCACAAUCAACAAUGUAAACACUGCUGUUUCUGACCACUUUGUAGUUGAAGAUCUCUUUGAUUUCUCUAAUGAUGAUGAUGCUACUAUUACCGACCCCGCUUUCGACGACUCUCCUCCUACCAACUCUAAUGAUUCUCCCCCUCCCGAAACCAACACCAAUUCCAAUUUUUUCGUCGAUAAUUCAUGCCAAAACUCGGCAGACGGCCCUUUCUCCGGCGAACUUUCCGUCCCGUAUGAUGAUCUUGCGGAGCUGGAAUGGCUAUCCAAAUUUGCCGAAGAAUCAUUUUCGAGCGAGGACCUACAAAAGCUACAAUUGAUAUCUGGUGUGAAAGCAUCAAAUGACACUACAUCAAAAACUCAAAUCGAAUCUAACCCAAUAUUACACCCUCAAGUGUCAGUCCCAGCCAAAGCCCGCAGUAAGCGGUCACGUGGACCUCCAUGCAACUGGACUUCACGUCUUCUAGUUCUCUCUCCAACUACCACCACCACCACCACCACCACCACGACAUCUUCUCAGUUUGACACUAUUGCACCAUUAAAGAAACCCUCUCCAAGAAAGAGAGACACCAAUGAUGGAGGGGAGGGACGCAAGUGCCUUCAUUGUGCCACCGAUAAAACUCCUCAGUGGCGAACUGGGCCAUUGGGCCCAAAGACACUUUGCAAUGCUUGUGGUGUUAGGUACAAGUCAGGUCGACUUGUACCUGAAUAUAGGCCUGCAGCAAGCCCAACAUUCGUGUUGACUAAACACUCCAACUCGCAUCGAAAGGUGCAAGAGCUCCGGCGCCAAAAGGAGAUGAUGAGGGCCCAACAACACCAAUUGUUGCAACUACAACAUCAUCACAACCUUAUGUUUGAUGGAGCAUCCAACGGUGAUGAUUACUUGAUCCAUCAACAUGUGGGACACGAUUUCACGCACCUAAUGUAGUACGGUGCUAUGGUAGGAAAUUAAACCUCUCCUACGCAUCUUCGGAUAUUAAUUUUGUAGCUACAAUUAAUUUUACUUAUUUCUCUCCUACCUAAUUUUGUUAGAAGAACUUCAAGUUUUUUUAGUUUAUGACCGGUCAAAUUAAUAAUGUUUCUAUUUUUCUUCUUUUCA